UUCUUUUUUUGUUCUUGUCCUUGAUUUGUAUAAAUAAAAAAUAAGUAUCCUUACAGUACCAUGCGUCUCCUUUCUCCUUUCAAUUUGCAGAAUUUAGGUAGACCAAUUUUGUACAAAUACCAGGUUAUUAUCGAUGUUUUGCCAUUUUCCGAAGCAAUGAAAGCUGUUCUAUGCUAAUAUCCAUUGACACAGGUCUCCUCCCUUAUGGUGCGCAAGUAUAGUACGCCUAUAGCCUCGCGGUUUGUCAAGAUUGUUGAAGUAGGCCCUCGGGAUGGCUUACAAAAUGAAAAAGCUCUCGUCCCUGCAAAAGUGAAAAUUGAGUUGAUUGAACGUUUAGCCAAUAAUGGCUUACCUGUUGUGGAAACCACCAGUUUUGUAAGUCCUAAAUGGGUGCCUCAGGAAAUUGCUGUUGUGCACGAAAUAGAUGGGUGAUAAUAGGGAAGUCUUGACAUCUGUCGAAAAGCAACCAAACGUUUCUUACCCUGUAUUGACCCCUAAUUUGAAAGGUUUGGACGCGGCUGUAGCCGCU
Messenger RNA from Mycotypha africana, 529 nucleotides. RefSeq lists its product as uncharacterized. Gene Ontology annotation, molecular function: hydroxymethylglutaryl-CoA lyase activity. NCBI's taxonomy places the organism in Eukaryota, Fungi, Mucoromycota, Mucoromycetes, Mucorales, Mycotyphaceae. The coding region runs from base 205 to 432 and encodes 75 amino acids. Gene Ontology annotation, biological process: ketone body biosynthetic process; L-leucine catabolic process. The transcript is spliced from 2 exons. The record is from RefSeq and is a predicted model, not a curated record.